AUGUUGGUCAUACCUGCUAUGCAAUAUAAUCUUCGAGCACUGCGAAAUGUCCUUACCAGACAGGUCAACUUAUUUUAUACAUCACUGACUUCUACCUUGAGAGUGGGGAUGAACGGCAAAAGUAGCCAGCUCAAAAAUAUGAUUAAGAGCCAUUUGCUUAGCAAAAAAGGUAUUUUCGUGGAAAUACUUAAAAUCUCAGCUUUGUGUCCUCUUCAGCUGCGUUGGGCAAUAAACGAACCGAAGGGAGAACAGGCAUUUGUUAUUCAAGGCCGUAGAAUUAACUUAAAAAGUGGAAGUCCAAAAGUCCUCCUACACUUACAGUUGUUUUCCGACAAGGUUGACUCCUUUUUACUCCACAGUUUUUCAGUUUUUAUUAGUUUACUUUUGGGUGGCCAACCUUUUAUCAAGGUUAUGUGGUCAUUGUGGAUUCAAAAAAAAGAAACCUGUAUUCAUGUUGAGAUAACUGAAUCCCCUAAUAUGGGCAAUUUAAGUUAUAAAACAUCAAAUUUACCAUUUCUGGAGUUGAUGGCUCAUUUAUCUUAA
Molecule: messenger RNA, 543 nt
Organism: Echinococcus granulosus
Lineage: Eukaryota; Metazoa; Platyhelminthes; Cestoda; Cyclophyllidea; Taeniidae
Exons: 4
Coding region: 1-543 (180 amino acids)
Source: RefSeq, a predicted model, not a curated record